AUGUCUUUACCAUCGGUAUAUAGCGCAGACAAACGUAACAUUUUUGCUCCAGAUGACUCUAUUUUCGUCUUAAAAGACGUUCCUCAAGGGACAGAGCCGUUCGACUUGUUCAAUCGAGUCUUACCAAUAGCCGGAGAAUACACCAAGGAGUCAGUAGCCGUUCCCGGAACCCAAGAGCCUGGUUACUCUGCCAUCUACAGAAACAGGGCUUUUCCUAAUGGAAUCAAGCAUUCGAUUGUUCCUAGUCUAAAGACCUACCAUGACUACUUUGAAGCCUCUGCUAGAUACCAUGCUGAUCUUCCUUGUUUCGGGUACCGUAAGCACGACUACGUCAACAAUGUUUCCGAGUUGGAAUACACGACAUUUUCGUUCUCUGAAGUUAACCAGAUGAAGAAAGAGCUUGGAUCGGGGUUGUUGUACUUGUUGAACACGAAUCCGUACAAGGAUAGCUCCAAGUAUACCUCCCAUGCUAAGAUAGACUCUCACCGUGACAAUUUCAGACUGUUCGACCACGCCAACCACUCGUUUGUGUUGACAAUCUUUUCAUCCAAUAGAUGGGAAUGGGUUCUUACCGAUAUCAUGUGUUCUUCCUUUUCUAUCACUAGUACUGCUUUGUAUGAUACUUUGGGUCCUAAAGCCUCGGAGUACAUUUUGGAAUUGACCGAAUCUCCAGUAAUUGUAGCUACUAAGAACCACAUUAAAGCAUUGAUUGACUUGAAGAAACUGUACCCAGACAAAUUGGGGCAGAUUAUUUCAAUCAUUUCUAUUGAUCCUUUGUUGCCCAGCGAAGGUAACUUGCGCAAAUUGGCUCGGGAGAACAAUAUCACUUUGUUUGACUUUGAUCAGGUACUCAGCCUAGGUAAAAUAUUCCCUCACGAGCAACUACCCCCAAGCCCAGAGACCUUGUAUACCAUUAGUUUCACCUCGGGAACUACUGGUGCCAACCCUAAGGGUGUGAUGUUGUUGCAGAGAACAGCCACAGCAGGAAUCACCUUCAUGUUGGUACAACUUCCGCAUUUCACAAGUGGUAGAUCUUUCUGUUUCUUGCCUUUGGCUCACAUUUUUGAAAGACAAGCCUCCGCUUUCUGUUUGACAUUUGGUUGCUGUAUAGGUUUCCCUCGUUAUGGUGGAAAUCCUUUGACUCUCAUCGAAGAUUUGAAGAUUUGGAAGCCCAAUAUCAUGUCGAAUGUGCCUCGUAUCUACACCAAGUUGGAAGCUAGUUUGAAGAAUGCCACUCUUGAGUCAGACUCCGCUAUCACAAGAGCUAUCUUCAACAAGAUCUUCGACUACAAGAUGAAAAUUCAUGAAGAAAAAGACGAUGACAAGGGUAACCACAUAGUCUACGAUCUCUUUAUCUCUAAAUUGCGUAGCUCGUUGGGUUUCGACAACAUGGAUAUGGUGAUUACUGGUUCUGCUCCUAUCGCUGUUCACACCGUUAAGUUCUUGAAAGCUGCCCUCAACACCGGAGUAGCCCAAGGAUAUGGGUUAACCGAAUCGUUUGCUGGUUUUGCCAUUGGCAAUGGAUUCGACAAAAAGCCGGGAUCCUGUGGUCCAACUGGUGUAACUACGGAAAUGAGGGUUCGAGAAUUGCCAGAAAUGGGAUAUCAUGCCAACGACAGAGGCGGUCCUCGUGGUGAAUUGUUAUUGAGAGGCCCACAAAUAACUCCCGGUUACUUCAAGAACGACGAAGAAACAGCCAAAUCCUUUGAUGAGGAUGGUUGGUUCAAGACAGGCGAUGUAGCUCAGAUCUCUACGGAUGGUAAAUUGACUCUAAUCGAUCGUGUCAAGAACUUUUUCAAGUUAGCACAAGGUGAAUAUGUCACACCAGAAAAGAUCGAGAACUUGUACUUAUCUCAAAACCCUAUCUUGACACAAUGUUAUACACACGGAGAUUCUUUGAGACACUACUUGGUAGGUGUCGUUGGUCUUGACCAGCAGUUGGCUGCGCAAUUCUUGGUGGAAAAGUGUAACAUCAAGCCUGAGCAAUUGCAAACACCACAAGACAUCUUGGACCAGUGCAACAAGGUCGAGGUCAAGACUCAAAUCUUGAAGUACUUGAACUCCAGCAUCGACAGCAAGCUCCAAGGAUUUGAAAAAUUACAUAACAUCUAUAUCGAAUUUGAGCCUUUGAGGUUAGAUAGAGACGUUGUCACUCCUACCUUGAAGUUGAAGAGACCUGUUGCCCAGAAGUUCUUUGCUGAGCAAAUCAACAAUAUGUAUGGCGAAGGCUCGUUGAUCAAGGCAGGCGUUGGAAAGUUGUGA
Molecule: messenger RNA, 2262 nt
Organism: Scheffersomyces stipitis CBS 6054
Lineage: Eukaryota; Fungi; Ascomycota; Pichiomycetes; Serinales; Debaryomycetaceae
Gene: FAA2-1
Product: Faa2-1p
Exons: 1
Coding region: 1-2262 (753 amino acids)
Biological process (GO): long-chain fatty acid metabolic process
Cellular component (GO): membrane; endoplasmic reticulum
Molecular function (GO): long-chain fatty acid-CoA ligase activity
Source: RefSeq, a predicted model, not a curated record